Molecule: messenger RNA, 603 nt
Organism: Encephalitozoon cuniculi GB-M1
Lineage: Eukaryota; Fungi; Microsporidia; Unikaryonidae
Product: EF-Hand Ca2+-binding protein
Exons: 1
Coding region: 1-603 (200 amino acids)
Molecular function (GO): calcium ion binding
Source: RefSeq, marked provisional
AUGGGGUCGCUGAGCAGCACGAUGCUGUGCGAAGAGGAAAUAGAGGAGCUGAAGAACACUACCGUCUUUGAUGAAAGGGAAAUCGAGCAUCUGUACGAAAGGUUUCAGUUUCUGGACAGAGAGUCCCGUGGAUACCUGACAUACAAUGAGCUGAACAACAUUCCCGAGUUUCAGUCGAACCCCUUCAGCCACCUAAUAAUGAAGAGCAUUGAGAAGAUGACGGACUACGAGAAAAUGACAUUUCCGCACUUUCUCGAGUUUCUGGGGAUUUUUUCUGAAAGAAAUAGCAAAAGAAACAGAAUAAGGUAUCUGUUUGACAUCUUCGACUUGAAUGGAGACGGAAGGCUCUGCAGAAACGUGCUCAUCAGAAUUAACAAGAUGAUGGGCCAGGACGGAAGGGUCGAAGAGGCAGAGAACCUUCUGAAUAUUUACGAUGAGGGAGGGAAAGGAUAUCUGGACAUAUCUGACUUUACUCGGUUUUACGAAAGCGACCCUCUGAUCGACAAAAACAUGAUCAUUGACUUUUCGAAAAACCUAAAGGAGCGCAGACAGGUGGGGUUUAUGCAGGUCCUGUGGCCUUCUACCUACAAAGAUGAGCCGUGA